This is a messenger RNA of Neofelis nebulosa (Clouded leopard), 1096 nucleotides long. Its product is annotated as G-protein coupled receptor 183-like. Gene Ontology annotation, biological process: G protein-coupled receptor signaling pathway. Gene Ontology annotation, molecular function: oxysterol binding; G protein-coupled receptor activity. Lineage: Eukaryota; Metazoa; Chordata; Mammalia; Carnivora; Felidae. The record is from RefSeq and is a predicted model, not a curated record. Gene Ontology annotation, cellular component: membrane.
AUUUGCGUGUUGUUUCAGCAAAUUUAUUACUACUACAGAGGCAUAGCCCCACAGAUGCCAUAUUAUGUUUUCUUUUCUUUUUGUCUCCCCAAGGACCUCAGUGACAUGACCGCCAGCAUGGCUGACCCAAGCCGCCUCCUCCACAAUGCCAGCUCCUGCCUUCCUCACUCCCCACCCCCAGUCAGUGUGACCCUCUCUCUGUUCUACACAGCCCUCUUGGUCUUCAGUGCUCUGGGAAACAUCCUUGCCCUACGCCUUGCCCGUCAAAAGGGCAAGAAGAUCAACUCAACGGGCGUCUACUUGGUCCAGCUGGCAGCGUCUGACCUCCUGUUCACGCUGGCCCUGCCUGGAAGGAUCACUUACUACCCGCUGGACUUCAGCUGGCCUUUUGGUGAAGGGCUCUGCAGGCUGACGGCGUUCAUCCUCUACGUGAACACCUACGGGGGGAUCUACCUCAUGACGUGUGUGAGCGUGGACCGUUACCUGGCUGUGGUCCGCACCCACCGGUGCCCCCAGUUCCGCGAUGCUGGCCGAGUGCGGCUCGUCGGUGUGGCUCUCUGGGCCCUGGCGUCGCUGCAGACGGCACCCCUGCUCUUCAUCCCCGUGACCAACCCCGUGGCAGGCAAGCCGACCUGCAUGGAGUAUGACAGUGUUGAGGGAAUCCUCAGGCUGCCCCUCGUGGUCCUGGUGGCCUGUGCCAUAAGCUUCUGUGGGCCAGCGGGGAUCAUACUGUUCUGUUACAUGAAGAUCGCCUUGAAGCUGUGCAGGAUGGCCCGGGAAAACCCUCUGAGGAGCCAGAAAGGCUGCCACCGGAGGGCCCGCCCGCUCACCCUGGUGGUGCUGGUGGCCGUGCUCGUGUGUUUCAGCCCCUACCACCUCACCAUCAUCUGGUUCAUGCUGAGAGAGAUGCUCCAUCCGCCAUCUUGCCCGGGGACUGUCCCUUCAGCUCACCAUGCCCCUCAUGAACAUGAACGGUGGCAAUGACCCCAUCAUUUACUUCUUUGCUUCCGCACGGUACAGGAAAUGGCUCCUCAGCUUCUUAAAACUCAGAGCGUCAGCGUCUUCCUCCUCCCCCACCCAGGGAAAAGCUUCCUCA